AUGCCGGACGACCAGAAACUCCCAUCAUGGGACCUCGACGAUGCCAUCAGACUCUUGAAAAGUCUCGCCCUCAAGUACGGCGAUGCUCCAACCAGCCCUGGACCUGUCAAUUACAAGAACAAGGACAAAGCAGGCGACAACACUGGCGGAGGCUCACUCGGUGACUUCUCUAUUGUGUGGGAUUACCUGGGGUGCCCUCACACUGCUGAUGAACAGCAAGCUGCAGAGCUCGUCAAAUAUGAGGUCAACGAUGAAGAGGUGGCGGAAGUCGAUCUGAACCAAAUCAGCAAGGGCGUGCGUUGGCGAGAUGAGGUGGAUGGCGCUGACCUUGAAGACAACGUCGAACCGCCAAAUAAUAAGGCCACUGCCGCGUACAUUCGCAACCAGAAGCGUGCCGCGAGGAGAGCCAGAGCCAGGGGAAGAGCUGAAAAGCUCUCCACCGAGGAGAGGACUGUCUCCGACACCACGGACCUGGAAUCAGGAGAAGAACUCGAGUCGCUACGUCGCUCCCCGGACCGCAGAGCUGUUAUUGACAGUAUUCUCGGCCGCAGCCGACCAGGCUUGCGCGACAACAGUUCCCCUCCAACCUCUCCCUCGCCUCCCAAGGUCGAAAUCAGAACUCCGAAACGGGAUUACCCUGUCUGCAACCGCUUUGUAUGGCCUAUCACGCCUGUCAUUACACCUUCGCCGCACACAGUCAUUGUUCCUCGUGAUGGACUGACCACCAGAACCAGAAAACAAGCUCUGAUUACCCAGUUGAUGCGUCGUCAUCCUGAAGAGCAAACAUAUCUAAGGAAUGUUGGACUACUUGAACCUGCCUUUACUCCACUGAAUACGUCUGACAUUGGCAUCCAUGUCUUCGUUGACAUGUCGAAUAUAUCCAUCGGCUUCCACGAUUGCUUGAAAUUGGCACGUGGUAUGCCGCGUGAGACCCGCCUUAGACGAGUCCCUCUCUCAUUCCACAAUCUUUCUCUCAUCCUCGAACGCGGUCGUCCAUGCGCCAAACGUGCCCUGGUUGGUUCCGACAAAUAUGCGGCAAUCCACCAGGCCACCUCGAUCGGCUAUGAAACCAACAUUCUCGAGCGUGUGCACAAGGCCAAGGAGCUAACGCCGCGUCAGAAGAAAUAUCAGUCCCGGUCUGGGGGUGAGACCAGUGGUUCUGAAACGAACGCAGGUCUCCCCAGGCUGUCGGCUCCGGAGAAGUGGGUCGAACAGGCUGUGGACGAAAUUCUACACCUGAAGAUCCUCGAGUCGAUUGUUGAUUCGGAGAAACCUAGCACCAUUGUUCUCGCCACUGGCGACGCUGCCGAGGCCGAGUACUCGGGCGGGUUUCUGCGGAUGGUCGAACGCGCCUUGGAAAAACAGUGGAAGGUGGAGCUGGUCAGCUUCAGGCUGAAUACCAGUAGCCUGUACAAGAGAAGGGAGUUCCGCAUGAGGUGGGGACACCUAUUUCAAUGUAUCGAGAUGGAUCCGUUUGUCGAGUUUUUGAUCGAUGAGGACGAGACUGAUGGUUAG
Molecule: messenger RNA, 1515 nt
Organism: Fonsecaea pedrosoi CBS 271.37
Lineage: Eukaryota; Fungi; Ascomycota; Eurotiomycetes; Chaetothyriales; Herpotrichiellaceae
Exons: 1
Coding region: 1-1515 (504 amino acids)
Biological process (GO): protein import into nucleus
Cellular component (GO): nucleus
Molecular function (GO): small GTPase binding; guanyl-nucleotide exchange factor activity
Source: RefSeq, a predicted model, not a curated record